Linepithema humile (Argentine ant) is the source of this 1458-nucleotide messenger RNA. RefSeq names its product ankyrin repeat domain-containing protein 40-like. Lineage: Eukaryota; Metazoa; Arthropoda; Insecta; Hymenoptera; Formicidae. The record is from RefSeq and is a predicted model, not a curated record. Gene Ontology annotation, molecular function: protein binding.
GAUGUGAAGAUGUGACGCAAAGUGUAAUAUCGACUUUACAAUUCAUUCGAAACGGCGCGUCGAGAUCUGUCACAAUUUUUUCGCUUUGUCAAUUUGUGAGUUAUCGUCUCAUUCGAAUUUAAUGUUAGAAAGAUGUGAUACAUCAUGGUGUCAAUAGAUUCUUACGAUAUGAGAAAAGUGCUCGAAGAGCGUAUGAGAGAAGCAGCUCGAAAUGGCAACACGGACGUUUUACAAGACCUCGUGGACAUGGGCAUUGACGUUAACGCACGACAACCUGACAACGGAUGGACCGCUCUACAUUGGGCAUGUAAAAAAGGAUACUUGGAUGUUGCCGCCUUACUCUUGAAGAAUGGUGCUGAUAAAAAUCUGCGAUCUGAGACAGGCGAAACUCCGGUAUCUCUGUGCAUCAACCAACAAAUUCUGCAUCUUCUUGAUACAAGCAUCACAUCAUCUUCAGAUGAAUUGGUAUUGAAAAUUCGGAUCGCUAAUGCAGCAGAUCCGGAUUUUGUGGAAGUGGAAUUGUCACGGACCGACCUGACAUACCGGGCUCUAUUAUACCUAUGUUGCAUGGAGCUAGAUCUCAAGCCACAGCAAAUUCAGAAGCUACGAAAAUUGCCUAACACCAGACUGAGAAAAGACAAAGACAUUCAGAGACUUCAGAACUUCCAAGAGAUUGAAAUAAUCACAGACACGACAAAUAUGUAUAAAAGCAUGCAGAAUAUCAAUGGUACUGCCAACAGUCUACCGCCGUUGCCGGCUAACGGAUAUCAAAGUAUAUCCAAAAAAGAUCAGACCAUUUUGUACUGACCACUCGCAUCAGGAAGAGAUCCUUCCUCUUAGUUUUAAAUAUUUACAAAUUAACACAUUACUCAAGUUGCAAUAUUGGUCAAAUAUACGGUACAAUAGAAAUAUAAUAUUUAAUGUUGCUUAAGUCACAGUUGAAUAUCUACAUUGUGAAGCGGAUGAUGUCAAAUAAAGAUCUCUUGUGCAGCUCUCUCACAAUUCACAUUUGAUAAUGUGACAUAACAGAUAUAGAAUAAAGUGUUUAAGAUAAAAACAACGAGGUAAUUCUAUGUCGUCGAUAAUUUACAGUUUUCUGAUACUCAAAAUUAUCUUAAUAAUUAUUAUUAAUAAUUAAUGUCAUAUUCAAUAGUUGCUCCCAAAGAUGAAGUUGCUUUGUUUGCGACUUGCAGAAAGGAAAAAGAAAAGAAAGAUUAUGAACCAACAGUAGAACAUUACAAAAACUUGUUGAACAAGCACAAAUGUUCUCGUGUGAAAACUGAAUGUGAUCAAUUUGAAUUGAAGAGAAGGCUUGUAAUUAUUUAUUAUCUUUAUUAAUUGUUAUUAAUUGUUAUUCGUUUUUAUUCUACACGUUUAAUAUUAGCCUUCGCAAUAUGGAUGUUCAACCGUAAUAUAUAUAUAUUUUAUUUAUAAAAUACACAUAUUACAAAUUUAGAA